AAUGAAUUAAAAUUAACAUGAGGAAGGUACUAUUUUUAUAUUCAAAAAUAGCUUCAUAAAAGCAAACCAUUAUUCUAUGCACAGGAAAUGUAAUAAUCUUAUUCUAAUUAAGAAAAAUAAACUCAAGGAAUUUAUUCAAAUUAUGGGGGAUAGAUUUCAUAUUGAUUCUGAACCUGUAGAUUGUAAAUUCUUAUUCUUAUAUAUUAGUACCUGAAUUAUAAGGACCCCCUCUAUAAAUAGCAAAAGAAAAAGCCUUAUUAGCUUAUGAAAAAAUAGGAAAAGCCUGUGUUACAGAGGAUACUUCAUUAUGUUUCAAUGCUCUAAAUGGAAUGCCUGGUCCUUAUGUGUAAACAUAAUUAAUGAUAUUUAAAUAGGAAAUGGUUUUUAGAAGCUGCAGGACCUGAAGGUUUAAGCAAAAUUUUAGAUGGAUUUGAAGACAAGACAGGUUAUGCUCAAUGCAUUUUAUCUUAUAUGGGACCAGAAUUAAAGGAACCAAUUUAAUUUGUCGGUUAAACUUAAGGAGUUAUUGUAAGACCAAGAGGACCUGGACAUUUUGGUUGGGAUCCUAUCUUUUAACCAGAUGGAUAUACAGAAACGUAAAGAUAUUCUAAAAUAUUUAAGAUAUGCAGAAAUGGAUAAAGAUGUGAAGAAUAAAAUAUCUCAUAGACUUAAGGCAAUCCAAAAAUUCAUUGAUCAUUUUCUUGUAAAUUGAGUGGU
Molecule: messenger RNA, 717 nt
Organism: Paramecium pentaurelia
Lineage: Eukaryota; Ciliophora; Oligohymenophorea; Peniculida; Parameciidae
Source: the annotation of a GenBank genome assembly